GGAAUAAUAGGUAUCACAUCAGGACGAACCCACGCACCUGGACAUCACCUUCUUUUUUCUUUUUCAGCCACGCAGAGUGAUCUGUAACAAUCGUGGGAACUGCUGGAGAAAAUCCGGCUUACUCCCCCUUGCAUUCGAAUUAGCGAUUUGGGGUGUUGCGAGGCACAAAGCUGUAGAACACGGGGGCAGCAACGUGUGCUUUGUGGUGGGUAGAUCUUGAUGUAAGGGAGAGCUUAGUGUUCUCUCGACUUGAGGAACUUUGUCCGCUGGCAUGAUGCUUCCUUGCGUCUUUAUCUCAUGUUACCUACCUCUUUGGAAAAAAGCUUGGUCGUGGCGUAAUCGUCAUAAUGAUUGCAAAUCCGCAUCGUUCUCUCGUUGUUGCCGAAGUGUAUGUGGAAUGUUCAAGGAAGCGUGUGCCCGUGUGUUUGAUCCAGAGCACACAACCCGCACUGAGUCCCAGCAACCCGGAUCCCAACUCCCCCCAGUCAGAUUCUUAAAAGCGGCCCUCAUCUCAGCCGCAGAGGCUAAGGGGAAUAGAUUGCGAGAGGGCAAAGAAGAGGAAAAAAUGACAAAAAACGCAGCUAAAACUGCUGCGCACCAAGUGGAAAAUGGUACGAGUACCUACACACUCUGCAAACCCCUGCUGCUUGCGGGCGCACGGGGGAUUUUUCCUGCUGAAGAGGCACCCUCGAGCGGCUGAACCUGAGAAAUGGAAAACACCACCUAAUGGUGCUCCCAUUCGCUGCAUCUGGCUGGGGGAGGGGGUAGGGAUUGGAAACUUGGGACGAAAGGAUUCGAAUGCAUGUACGGAGUACCUGUUGGGUUG
Trichoderma harzianum CBS 226.95 is the source of this 826-nucleotide messenger RNA. RefSeq lists its product as hypothetical. NCBI's taxonomy places the organism in Eukaryota, Fungi, Ascomycota, Sordariomycetes, Hypocreales, Hypocreaceae. The transcript has a single exon. The record is from RefSeq and is a predicted model, not a curated record. Bases 272 to 700 code for a protein of 142 amino acids.